AUGAAAACCGAUCCCAACAUUAAAGUUACUAUUACGAUAAAUCAAACAGUAGGAUAUCUUGAUGCCAGUAUUGAAAAUAAUAAUGGACAGUUAAAAACAACUAUUUAUCAUAAAUCAGCUUGGGAACCUCAUAUUCUACCUUCUGACUCUGAUCAUUCACGACAUGUGCAUGCGAAUAUAAUUUAUACAAUGCUAGUUCGAGCAGCACGCAUCUGUUCAACUAUAGAAGAUUUUGAUAGGGAACGUUUAAGUGCAGAGAUGAUACUGUUAGUCAAUGGAUAUCCACCAAAAUUUAUCCACCAUCAUUUUAAAAAUUUUUUUCUACGAUUUGAUGCUACAAGUACAUGGACUCAAUUAGACAGUGAAUCCUAUGAAAAAUUACAUGAUACACUACUUUACAAACCAACACAAAGAGAAACUAAAACCAAUGUACAGUCAAUUGAUCAAUUCAUUCAAAAUCAAGCCACAUAUGAACAUAAAGAUCAAAUUUAUCUUCAUUAUACAUUUGAAAAUGGACCAUUACUAAAUUUUAAAAAAGAAUACCACAAAAUAUGGCAAAACUAUUAUGUUUAUCCAGGAUCACGUCUGAAAAAUACUCGACUCAUUCUUGGAACCUUAUUAAACCGAACAUUACAAGAUCUUUUAAUACAUAAAAAGCCUAAACGUGAAAUGUUGACCGGGAUACAAACAGCAACAGAAGACCGAUUCCAUAAAUGA
Rotaria sp. Silwood2 is the source of this 717-nucleotide messenger RNA. The record is from the annotation of a GenBank genome assembly. Lineage: Eukaryota; Metazoa; Rotifera; Eurotatoria; Philodinida; Philodinidae.